Choloepus didactylus (southern two-toed sloth) is the source of this 5721-nucleotide messenger RNA. RefSeq names its product serine and arginine repetitive matrix 1 (gene SRRM1). Gene Ontology annotation, molecular function: RNA binding. NCBI's taxonomy places the organism in Eukaryota, Metazoa, Chordata, Mammalia, Pilosa, Megalonychidae. Bases 2011 to 4629 code for a protein of 872 amino acids. The transcript is spliced from 15 exons. The record is from RefSeq and is a predicted model, not a curated record. Gene Ontology annotation, cellular component: spliceosomal complex. Gene Ontology annotation, biological process: mRNA processing; regulation of mRNA splicing, via spliceosome.
UACACAGAUGGCUCUUAUUUCUGAUUAUGUGACAUAAUUUUGUAAUCUGUGGAAACUGAAUUUUUUCUAUGGAGUACAAAUAGGAGGGUUGUUUUACAAUGUUUGUUGUGAAAAGAAUUCACUUUGUAAACAACUGUUAAGGCUGGAAGUUUAGUGAAGGUGCAUAGUUGUGAAAGCUACACAGCUGAAAAAUCAAACUUAUUGUUUGUAAUUUUGCUGUUACAUGUUAAGUUACUUUGACAGCAAUUUUCUAAUGAUAAUGUGAUUUAUGAUUUAAAAGGCCUGAACCAAAAUGGAAGUUAUUCCUUGCGUCUGAAGUAUAGCACCAUCACCUUAUUAGGUCACAGCAGAGUGAGUGUCCCAAUGUCGCUCUGACCCAACUCCCUUGAUGAUGCAGUGUUUGUUUGGAGGUGAGUUGUGUAAAGUGGCCGAACAUCAACAACAACAAAACACAAUCAGGAAAGAGCAAUUGGGUAAAGCUUUACACUGCUCUUUUAAAAAUACUAUUAUGAAAUGGACGUUUAUGUCGCACAUGAGGGGCAGUUCUGGUUUGAUUGGAUAUUCUUUUUAAAACAAGGAACUAAGUUCUUUAGUUUUAGCUGCAUGUCAGCUAGUCAUCAAGUUUAUUUUAGGCCCCAAGUUUGUUUAGGCUUUUUGUUUAUGUUACAGUUAAACUUCAGACUGAAAUUGGCAGCAUUGUUAGAACAAAUUGUUGCUUUCUGUAUACAUGAGAUACUCUAAGAUGACAGAACUGUUGUUUAAGAACAUUUUUAUUUUAAGAUAAUUGGCUCUUUUGCCACAGCAACCCAAAGGACAAUAAGAUGUACCAUAUGACCUUUUGUCAAAUAUACUAAUGUUAAUUUGCUUUUACAUUAAUCCUUUUCCCAAAGAGUUCACUCUUGUGUUUUGACAGAACAGUUGGCAUGUCAACUGAUAAGGUAUUUCUAUUUUUAAAAUAAUUUCAUAGUUAAUAGUUUUGGAUAUUUUAAAAGGCUAUUUAAUUUUUUAAAAGCACUUCUUUUAAAGUAUGUAUGUUUUACUUAGAAAACCAGGAACAUGGUAGAAUGGUUUUUUAAAUGAUAAUUAAAUACAGAUUUUAUAAGAGAAAUGCUUGACUGAUUUGUAUUUUAGUGCAUUUUUAAAACCUAAGUAUCUGGUAGUACUCCCCUUGUAGUGAGCAUGAGAUUAAAGUUUAGAACUUUUUAAAACAAUCUUUUCUUUUUUUGUGGUUGUGUACUCAUUAUUGCUUGUUCGUCUUUUGCAAUUUAGAUAAAUGAUAUAACAUUAAACUCAAGGUGGUUGAGUUGCAGUAGGGAGUCGGAAGCAAGCCAAGGGAACAUCUUUCUCUACAGGGGACUUGGCGAUUCCAAACCCCCAAGGUUCAAAGAAGAAACUGAAGACACCUGGAAUCUGUACUGCUUUGUGCUAUUGAGCUGUGCUUGUUAUAUGGACCUUGUUGCUUGACCAACAGAUUUAGCAUUUAAAAACCCGAUUAUGUUUUAGAAAUCUUGACCUCUUAGCCCUUUGUGGACAGUUGAGAAUUUGAGGCAUUGUGUACUAGAUUUUCCUUAUUGUGGUAAUUAGGCGUUCAGCUUAGUCUUCAAAAGUCACAGAUUGCAUGCAUAACUUGUUAGUUUUUGUAACUGGACAAUAGAUAUUUUCUAGAAAGUUUAAAGCUAUCUGUAGUGUUAGAAAGGUAAACAGUUAUUAUAAUUUUUCCAUUUCUCACUGGGGAGAAAUUUCCACGGUAGCAAACACUUUUCUUAUUAGUAAGUGCAAGAAUUUAUGGAUGUUCCAUGAUGGUUUUUAAAGUUAGUAAAUGUAAUACCCACUAACAGCCACACAGUCCAAAAAUACUUAUGAAAUCCACAAAGGAUUAACAGGCUGCUCUGAGCUUUUGGUAGUGAGAAAGAAAUUGAUAAUCUCUGGUAGAGAUUGUAUUGCUGAGAAGCCAGUAGGGAAAAAAAUUUUUUUUUAAAUAGUAAGGAAUAUAUAUGAAUCUAAGCCCCUAUGGUAGACUUUAAAAAUACUAAUUUAAAUGAGUUUAAGGUUUGUUUGUCUGUUCGUUUUGAAGUAACCUGUUUCUCUUCCUGUCAUGUCUUUUUGCAGAAUCCAGACUCCAAAAUGAUGCAAAUCAACCUGACUGGGUUUUUGAAUGGAAAAAAUGCUAGAGAAUUUAUGGGAGAAUUGUGGCCCCUGCUGUUAAGUGCACAAGAAAACAUUGCUGGAAUUCCUUCUGCUUUUCUAGAACUGAAGAAAGAAGAAAUAAAACAGAGACAGAUUGAACAAGAAAAAUUGGCAUCUAUGAAAAAGCAAGAUGAAGACAAAGAUAAGAGGGAUAAGGAAGAAAAAGAAAGCAGCAGAGAAAAAAGGGAAAGGUCCCGAAGCCCAAGAAGACGCAAAUCCAGAUCUCCUUCCCCUAGAAGACGAUCUUCCCCUGUCAGGAGAGAGAGAAAGCGCAGUCAUUCUCGAUCUCCCCGUCACAGAACCAAGAGCCGGAGUCCUUCCCCUGCUCCAGAAAAGAAGGAGAAAACUCCAGAGCUCCCAGAACCUUCAGUAAAAGUAAAAGAACCUUCAGUACAAGAAGCCACUUCUACUAGUGACAUCCUGAAAGUUCCCAAGCCUGAACCUGUACCAGAACCUAAAGAACCUUCUCCAGAAAAAAAUUCCAAAAAAGAAAAGGAAAAGGAAAAGACUCGACCAAGAUCUCGGUCACGUUCCAAAUCAAGGUCCCGGACUCGUUCCCGCUCUCCAUCUCAUACUCGACCUAGACGGCGCCAUAGAUCCCGAUCAAGAUCAUAUUCACCUAGAAGGCGGCCAAGCCCAAGAAGGAGGCCUUCUCCUCGGAGAAGAACUCCACCAAGACGAAUGCCUCCUCCACCAAGGCAUAGAAGGAGUAGAUCUCCAGUGAGACGAAGAAGGCGCUCAUCAGCAUCCUUGUCUGGGAGUAGCUCAUCAUCAUCUUCCUCUCGUUCCCGGUCACCACCAAAGAAGCCUCCCAAGAGGACAUCCAGUCCCCCUCGAAAAACUCGUAGGUUAUCUCCUUCAGCGAGUCCUCCAAGGCGAAGGCACCGACCUUCACCUCCAGCAACUCCACCACCAAAACCUCGUCAUUCCCCAACACCCCAGCAGUCAAACCGUACCAGAAAAAGUCGUGUUUCUGUCUCUCCAGGGAGAACUUCAGGUAAAGUGACAAAACAUAAAGGUACUGAGAAAAGAGAGUCUCCUUCACCAGCACCCAAGCCUAGAAAAGUAGAGUUAUCUGAAUCUGAAGAAGAUAAAGGCGGCAAAAUGGCAGCAGCAGACUCUGUACAGCAGAGACGCCAGUACAGACGACAGAACCAGCAGUCUUCAUCUGACUCCGGCUCCUCCUCCUCUUCAGAAGAUGAGCGACCCAAGAGGUCCCAUGUGAAGAAUGGCGAGGUGGGCAGGCGGCGGAGACAUUCCCCUUCCCGGAGUGCCUCUCCAUCACCACGAAAGCGCCAGAAAGAGACCUCCCCUCGGAUGCAGAUGGGAAAACGAUGGCAAUCACCAGUGACUAAAAGUGGUAGACGGAGGAGAAGUCCCUCCCCACCACCCACCAGAAGGCGACGUUCUCCUUCUCCAGCUCCUCCUCGGCGGCGCAGAUCUCCCACACCCCCACCACGACGAAGGACUCCUUCUCCUCCACCACGUCGGCGCUCACCUUCCCCAAGAAGAUACUCUCCUCCAAUACAGAGAAGAUAUUCUCCUUCUCCCCCUCCAAAGAGAAGAACAGCUUCUCCACCUCCCCCUCCUAAAAGAAGGGCAUCGCCAUCUCCACCGCCAAAGCGUAGGGUCUCCCAUUCUCCACCUCCCAAACAAAGAAGCUCCCCAGUCACCAAGAGACGAUCACCAUCGUUAUCGUCAAAGCAUAGGAAAGGGUCUUCCCCAAGUCGAUCUACCCGGGAGGCCCGAUCUCCACAACCAAACAAACGGCAUUCGCCCUCACCACGGCCUCGAGCUCCUCAGACCACCUCAAGCCCUCCCCCCAUUCGAAGAGGAGCAUCAUCAUCACCCCAAAGAAGGCAGUCCCCAUCUCCAAGUACUAGGCCCAUUAGGAGAGUCUCCAGAACUCCGGAACCCAAAAAGACAAAAAAGGCUGCCUCACCAAGCCCUCAAUCUGUAAGGAGGGUCUCAUCUUCUCGAUCUGUCUCAGGAUCUCCUGAGCCAGCAGCUAAAAAACCCCAAGCACCUCCGUCCCCUGUCCAGUCUCAGUCACCCUCUACAAACUGGUCACCAGCGGUACCAGUCAAAAAGGCUAAAAGCCCAACACCAAGCCCAUCUCCGGCACGGAAUUCGGACCAAGAAGGAGGCGGGAAGAAAAAGAAGAAAAAGAAGGACAAGAAACACAAAAAGGAGAAGAAGCACAAGAAGCACAAAAAACACAAGAAGGAAAAGGCUGUGGCUGCAGCCGCUGCAGCUACUGUAAUCCCUGCAGUCGUUGCUGCUCCCACAACUACAUCAGCACAGGAAGAACCAGAGGCAGAGCCAGAGCCUAAAAAGGAGACUGAAAGUGAAGCUGAAGAUAACCUUGAUGACUUAGAAAAGCACCUGCGUGAAAAGGCCCUGAGAUCAAUGCGGAAGGCUCAAGUGUCCCCACAGUCUUAGAUGGAAAUGUUUGUUAUGUUGUAAAUUUUAUUUGGUUUGUACGCAAUUCAAUUUCAAAAUUGCUAAAAUGUGUUUGAGCUUUAGACUAUAACAUUUGUUGUAAUAAUUGCUAGGUUGACGUUCACCAUGUAAAAAAGGGGGCAUGGAUUUACAUUGCAAAAGGUGUCCACAGUGUAUUAGUGACAUUCUUUCAUUGACAGCUGACAUAAAUUCAUUUAGCGUGAAAUAUUCUAAGCCAAAAAGAAAAAAAAUCCUCUUUUUAAAAAAGGGGGUUUAAAAAAGGGGGUUUAAAUAUGGUUGGCGUUCUUAUGGUUCCUUUAAUGCCUCUGGCUAUUCCCAGAGGUUUUUUUCCUUUCUUUCUCUCAUUUGAUUCUUAGCACCCAUUUAAGUUAUGAUGCUUCUAACCUAGUAUGGUUUGUAAGCUUGCCCAGAAAUAAGACCACUGUUGAACUACCACAAAAGUAUAAAUGAAUAUUCUAAUGCCACCAUCUUUCCUGUUGCCUGUGGAGUCUCUGCUGAAAUGAAUCAACAUUCGAACUCUAGAUUGAGACAGAAAAUGAAAGCAUGUUGUUUGCCAGGACACUGUGGGUUUAUAUGGUUGUGUAACAAGUUGAUUUGGAACACUGGAAUUUCAUUAUAUUCUGGUUUUGGUGUUUUGGGUUUUUUUUUCCUCCUUUUCUUUUGUAAAGGCAAUUAUCUAGUCCCAGGAAGGAUCCUUCAGUUAUAUAAAAUUUUGUUUUUUGAAAUGUCAUGGCUCCAUUCAUAAUUUUUUGUCUUGUUCUUCCAAUUGAUAUACACAACUUUCAGAGCUCUUGUGUUUGGAAGGCUGGAAGGGCCCGGACUUUGAAAUAGUGUCUUGUUUUUGUUGUUUUGGGUUUUGUUUUUGUUUUUGUUUUUGUUUUUUAAACUAAAGCUAUAUAAAGCUUGUGGAUUAAACAAUAAAUUUCUAAAUUUAAAAAUGCUUGCCACUCUCACUUGUUUCAGUACUGCAAGGAAAUCUACUUUUCUUAGAAAUUUAUUGAUGUUUAACUUUUUAGCCCCUUGACACCUUGGGGAGAAGACUUGGGCUGGGAAAAUAAAAGAUGAAAUUAA